Aplosporella prunicola CBS 121167 is the source of this 707-nucleotide messenger RNA. RefSeq lists its product as uncharacterized. Lineage: Eukaryota; Fungi; Ascomycota; Dothideomycetes; Botryosphaeriales; Aplosporellaceae. The record is from RefSeq and is a predicted model, not a curated record. The transcript has a single exon. Bases 1 to 627 code for a protein of 208 amino acids.
AUGGUUAACAACGGAGUACCCGUUUCCUCGCUCGUCGGAACAGGAAAUGUGGAUCGGCUGCUUUCAGAAAUCGACAAAUUGUACUCGCGCAUUGUGGCCCAGGUCCUUAACGCCAACCGCAAUCAAUCGCUGCAAACCACAAACGCUAAGAGCACAUCUUCUCCGCUCACCGUGUCCGGUUCUCUACACAUUCCAGACCGCAUCCGACUCACCCAGACGCCCGUUUCGACGAGGAUCUUGGAGGUACUACUACUCAUCAUGACAACUUGCGCUAUCGACGUGUAUUUGGUCGCAGCGGAUAGUACGUCUACCAAUGGCAUCUUGCCGCAAAACCCGCAUUGUAUCGCUGCUGUUGCUAGCUUGCUUGCAAACUCAAGCAUUGUUCAGAAGGGACGAGAGGAUGUGGAGAGAGGAGUGGUAGCAGUUCAGAAGCAACCGCUUAUACCUCCAGGAUCUGAAUGUUGUAGCGAUAAGGAGCUGGCACGGAGAGGUAUCUUCGAGGGAUACUCGUUUUCAAUGGGAUACUGGCGAGAUGGCGGAAACGAAGGAAGUGUAGGUGCCGGAGUUCAUAAUGCGAAGGCAAAGGGAUGGUUUGGUAUUGAUGUAGGAGUGGCCUCGCGGGUGUAGUAAAGUAGAACAACGAGAUGCACUUUUAGAUGUUAGGAAUUUCCUUCCGUUGAAAAGCAAAUACUCUCUUUCGACCCACA